AGGAACACACACCUGAGGGUCCCUGGAGCUGUGACAGACACACCUGAGGGUCCCUGGAGCUGUGACAGACACACCUGAGGGUCCCUGUAUGGAGACCCCCACGGUGCUGCCCACCAUGGAUGUGGACAAAGCCGUGGCCACGGCCUUCGUGGUGCUGCUGGGGCUCUUCCUCCUGGCCAUGACCGUGCGCUGCGCCCGGCUGGUGGUGGAUCCCUACAGCGCCAUUCCCACCUCCACCUGGGAGGAGGAACCCAUCAACUGACCCCCAAACCCCUCCAGGAACCCCAACUCCACUGUUCCUCAAUUUCCCUCAUUGUUCCCUAAUUUCCCUCAUUGCUCCCCAAUUUCCCCCAUUG
Messenger RNA from Taeniopygia guttata (zebra finch), 356 nucleotides. RefSeq names its product cortexin domain containing 2 (gene CTXND2). Lineage: Eukaryota; Metazoa; Chordata; Aves; Passeriformes; Estrildidae. The record is from RefSeq and is a predicted model, not a curated record.